Messenger RNA from Propithecus coquereli (Coquerel's sifaka), 687 nucleotides. RefSeq lists its product as uncharacterized. Gene Ontology annotation, cellular component: spindle; centrosome. The annotation marks the transcript as partial. Lineage: Eukaryota; Metazoa; Chordata; Mammalia; Primates; Indriidae. The transcript is spliced from 3 exons. The record is from RefSeq and is a predicted model, not a curated record.
CGGGACCGGUGGGGGGCGCUGUGGGAGCGCCCGGGGCGCGCGGAUGGCGGCAGCGGGCGCCGGGUCUGGGCCGGGGGCGCCCCCGGGGCUGGAGGCGACCCGGCAGAAGCUCGCGCUGCGGCGCAAGAAGGUGCUGAGCGCCGAGGAGAUGGAGCUGUACGAACUGGCGCAGGCGGCGGGCGGCGCCAUCGACCCCGACGUGUUCAAGAUCUUGGUGGACCUGCUCAAGCUGAACGUGGCUCCCCUUGCCGUGUUCCAGAUGCUCAAGUCCAUGUGCGCCGGGCAGAGGCUGGCGAGCGAGCCCCAGGACCCUGCGGCCGUUUCUCUGCCCGCGGCGAGCGUGUCUGAGACCCGAGGUCAGAGCUGGGCCGGGCGCGGCGGGCGGGAGGGGGGCAGGUUCCAGCAGCUGGCUUGGUGCUCCUCUCAGCUGCCUGCCAUGGCCCGGGGGCUGCCCAGCGCUUCCAGCCUGGCACGCUUCUGCCAGAAGCUGAACCGCCUGAAGCCUCUGGAGGAGUCAACCAUGGAGACGUCGCUGCGGCGCUGCUUGUCCACGCUGGACCUGACCCUGCUGGGCGUUGGUGGCAUGGUGGGCUCGGGCCUCUAUGUGCUCACAGGCACCGUGGCCAAGAACCUGGCUGUGCUCUUGUCCUUUGGCAUAGCUGCCGUGGCCUCCCUCCUGGCGGCCCU